Molecule: messenger RNA, 3245 nt
Organism: Ctenocephalides felis (cat flea)
Lineage: Eukaryota; Metazoa; Arthropoda; Insecta; Siphonaptera; Pulicidae
Gene: Tao
Product: serine/threonine-protein kinase Tao
Exons: 17
Coding region: 425-3154 (909 amino acids)
Biological process (GO): protein phosphorylation
Molecular function (GO): protein kinase activity; ATP binding
Source: RefSeq, a predicted model, not a curated record
GAUCGUAUAUACUUUGUUAUAAUGUGUAAAUAGUACUUGUUGUUUAUAAUUUGUUAUAUUUUUUAGUUAUUAAGUGUUUUAGACCUGUAUUAUACCAUUGUUUUUUAAAUAUUGCGUACAAUAACCCAAGUAUUCCUAAACGCCAUUUUGAAGGCGAUGUUCCCAAGUAAUUUGCAAUUGACAAUACAUUGUUUGGAAUUAUGUUUAAUAUUUCAUGAUAAAAAGUGAUAAAUAAUAUGCAAUGGAAAUAUUCGAAAAUAUUUGAAUUUUAAAGAGUAGCGUAGUUCCAUUCUUGGUUUAAAAACAUUGUAAAAUAUAAGUUGUUAUUUUAGGAAAUUAACUAGGUAGAAUGAAAUAUCACAAGUAAAAAUGGAUAUUGUGAAACACUGAAUAUAUCUAAUAUAAAAAGAAUUGGGUUUUCAAAAUGCCAUCUGUGCCAAGACCAGGGAGCUUGAAAGAUCCUGAUAUAGCAGAACUAUUUCACAAACAAGAUCCUGAUAAAAUAUUUGAAGAUCUUCGUGAAAUUGGCCAUGGCUCAUUUGGUGCUGUUUAUUAUGCCAGAUGUAAUGUCACAAGAGAAAUUGUUGCCAUUAAGAAAAUGUCUUAUUUGGGCAAGCAGAGCCAAGAAAAGUGGCAAGAUAUCUUGAAAGAAAUCAGAUUUUUAAAACAGUUAAAUCAUCCGAAUACUAUAGAAUACAAAGGCUGUUAUUUGAGAGAUAAUACAGCAUGGCUUGUAAUGGAAUAUUGUGUCGGCUCGGCUAGUGAUAUUUUAGAAGUACAUAAACGGCCUUUAAGAGAGGAAGAAAUUGCUGCUAUCUGUGAUGGGGUUCUAAGAGGACUAUCUUACCUUCAUGCCCUUGGCAGAAUUCAUAGGGAUAUUAAAGCAGGCAAUAUUUUAUUGACUGAGAAUGGAACUGUAAAAUUAGCGGAUUUUGGAAGUGCUGCCAUAAAAUGUCCUGCCAAUAGCUUUGUUGGAACUCCUUAUUGGAUGGCACCUGAAGUUAUUCUUGCUAUGGAUGAGGGGCAAUAUGAUGGAAAGGUUGAUGUUUGGUCUUUGGGUAUUACAUGUAUGGAAUUAGCAGAAAGAAAACCUCCAUAUUUCAAUAUGAAUGCUAUGAGUGCCCUUUAUCAUAUAGCUCAGAAUGAAACACCACCUUUACAGGCUCCUGACUGGUCUGAUGUGUUCAAGCAUUUUGUUGAGCUUUGUCUGCAAAAAUCGCCUACUCAUAGACCGACAUCAUCCAAGCUUUUGAAUCAUCAAUUAAUUACUCGGCCUCGUUCUCCAACUGUUUUAGUAGAUUUAAUUCAUCGAACCAAAGCUGCUGUAAGAGAUCUUGAUAAUUUGAAUUAUCGUAAGAUGAAAAAAAUUCUUAUGGUGGAUUCCUGUGAUACUGAAAGUGCAUUAGGUGAUGAGGAGAGUGCUAUAGCUGAUGGACUUGCAGAUGGAGAUGACACAACAGGUGGUGAUAGUAGUAAGAGUAAUUCAGUCACUUCUGAGCAUUCUUUACAUUCUGUAGGAGUGUCAGCCAGUAGUAAAAGUAGUUCUAGUAAUAGUUUACCUGCGGGUGCAGCACAUGAUGGGGCAUCGGGGACUAAAAACUAUAGGGGUAUGGGUGGUGUUAUGGGAAAUCAUGUUGCUGCAACAGCUGCUAUGAUGGUAGCUGAGCACGGUGCAAAUAAUUUUGCAACAAUUAGAACAACAAGUAUUGUUACCAAACAGCAAAAGGAGCACAUGCAGGAGGAAAUGCAUGAGCAAAUGUCUGGUUACAAACGAAUGCGGCGGGAGCAUCAAAGUGCCCUAAUCAAAUUAGAAGAGCGUUGUAAAUUAGAAAUGGAAGCACAUAAGAGUAACUUAGAUAAAGAAUAUGAAGUUUUACUUCAAACAUUUAGUAGGGAAUUAGAACGGUUACAAGCACGGCAUCAGCAAGAUUUAGAAAGAAAAUUGAAAGCCAAUAAUGCUGCAGAGAAAAAACUGCAGAAAGAUAUUGUAGCUAGACAAGAAAAUGAUAAAAAAGCGUUUGAUACACAUAGGAAAAAGGAAUACAAAGCAAAUAAGGAAAGGUGGAAGAGAGAACUAUCAAUGGAUGAAUCUACACCAAAGCGUCAAAGGGAUGCUACAUUGCAAUCCCAAAAAGAAAAUUUAAAACAAGCUGAGGCGCAAGAAGAACAGAGACUUCUGCGUGGUCAAAAAGAUUAUUUGGAAUUGGAAAUUAGAAAGUUUCGCCGAAAAAAAUUAUGUGCAUUUCAUAACCUUGAGCAAGAGUUGUUAAGAGAGGAACUUAACAAAAGACAAGGUCAACUUGAACAAGCCCAUAUUAUGCUUUUGCGACAUCAUGAAAAAACACAAGAAUUAGAGUAUCGUCAACAAAAAGGUGUUCAUUCUUUACGAGAGGAACAAAUUAUGAAGCAGCAUGGGACUGAACUGCAAAAUCAAAAUGAUUACAUGCAGAGGGCGGAACGUGAACUAAGGAAAAAACAUGCUUUAGAAUUAAAGCAACAGCCGAAAAGCCUUAAGCAAAAAGAAAUGCAAAUCCGUAAACAAUACCGUGAAACUUGCAAAACUCAAACUAGACAAUAUAAAGCACUGAAAGCGCAUAUUCUUCAAAGUACUCCAAAAGAUGAUCAAAAAGCAGUUAUAAAGAAAUUGAAAGAAGAGCAAAGGCGUAAGCUAGCAUUAUUGGGAGAACAGUAUGAACAAAGCAUCGCUGAGAUGUUGCAAAAACAAAGUAUCAAACUUGAUGAGACGCAGGAGAUGAGUUGUCACCACCUCAAAGAAAAAUUAAAUUAUGAGUUAGAGAUAUUGAUGGCUUACCAAAGUAAAAAUAAAAUGCAAGCGGAGGCACAACGAAAUCGUGAAAGGAGGGAAUUAGAAGAUCGUGUUUCAGUCAGAAGGGCUUUAUUGGAGCAAAAGAUGGACUCAGAACUACAACAGUUUCUCCAUGAGCGUUCCGAACGUGUUCGCUUACUUCAAGAACGUCAAGAAAGAGAACUUGAUAGUUUUGAUGAGGAAAGCGCAAGAUCAGGUUUCAGCGCACUGGCCAUUGCUGAAGCACCCAAAGAAACGUACCCGGAUGAAGAAGCCAGUCUAUCUGGAUCAAUGCUAAGUUUAGCUCAUAGCAAUAGUUCUACAAGUUUUCCAGCAGGUUCGUUGUAGGAAAUGUAAUUUAUAUAGAAGCUUUUUUGAACAGCACAUGAUACCAAAUUAUUCAUUACUAACUAAUAAAUUGUCAUUAUAAAAUACAUCA